This is a messenger RNA of Rotaria sp. Silwood2, 394 nucleotides long. Lineage: Eukaryota; Metazoa; Rotifera; Eurotatoria; Philodinida; Philodinidae. The record is from the annotation of a GenBank genome assembly.
GGGUGUGGGUAUGGGUGUGGGUGUGGGUGUGGGUGUGGGUGUGGGUGUGGGUGUGGGUGUGGGUGCGGGUGUGGGUGUGGGUGUGGGUGCGGGUGUGGGUGUGUGAGAACAGAAAAGAUUGAUGUUCGCAUCCCACAUCCAGACCCUCAAACGAACAGACGGACAAACAGACAAACAUAUUUUAUUCCUUAUGACCCUCCCUUCAGUCGAGGAAAUCAAGGGGAAAAAAGCGGAUCCUGGAUCCUCGGAUCCUGGUGGAUCCUGUGGAUCCUACUGGAUCCUGGUGGAUCCUGGUGGAUCCUGGUGGAUCCUGGUGGAUCCUACUGGAUCCUAUUGGAUCCUAUUGGAUCCUGGUGGAUCCUAUUGGAUCCUGGUGGAUCCUGAUGGAUCCUAA